This is a messenger RNA of Candidozyma auris, 900 nucleotides long. RefSeq names its product organic acid transporter (gene YMC1). Gene Ontology annotation, biological process: mitochondrial L-ornithine transmembrane transport. The record is from RefSeq and is a predicted model, not a curated record. The transcript has a single exon. Gene Ontology annotation, molecular function: L-ornithine transmembrane transporter activity. Lineage: Eukaryota; Fungi; Ascomycota; Pichiomycetes; Serinales; Metschnikowiaceae. The coding region runs from base 1 to 900 and encodes 299 amino acids.
AUGACAAUCGAGCUUGAAGAACCUCCAUUAACACAGGAUAACUUGCAAGUAUACAAGGACCUCUUUGGUGGUACCGUCGGUGGAAUUGCGCAAGUUCUUGUGGGCCAGCCCUUUGAUACGGUGAAGGUGAGAUUGCAAUCAGCGCCAGAUGGAAUAUACAGUGGAGCUGGGGACGUUAUAAAGAAGCUUUUGGCUAAUGAGGGCCCAAAAGGCUUUUACAAGGGUACUUUGACACCUUUGGUUGGUGUCGGGGCUUGCGUUUCUGUGCAAUUUUCAGUGAAUGAGUUCAUGAAGAGAUACUACGAUAAUAAGUUACAUGGACAAUCCUUGUCACUUUUGCAGUUUUUCAAUUGUGGUGCUGUUGCAGGUUUUGCUAACGGUUUUUUGGCUGGUCCCAUUGAACAUAUUCGUAUUAGAUUGCAAACACAGACAGGUAGCGUCAAGCAGUUCAAUGGUCCUAUAGAUUGUAUGAAAAAGCUCACUCAGCUGACAGGUAUUCAGGGUUUGUUCAAAGGUUUGGUUCCUACUUUGGCCAGAGAAUCAAUUGGCUUGGGUAUAUACUUUGCAACGUACGAGGCAUUGAUCGCCAGAGAGUUGAAGAUGAAGACGUUUGCCACCAGAUCCGACAUUCCUGCUUGGAAACUCUGUAUGUACGGUGGGUUGUCAGGUUAUGCCUUGUGGCUGGCCAUUUACCCUGUCGACGUAUUGAAGUCUAAGUUGCAAACAGACUCUUUAUCAAAGCCAUCGUACAGUGGAUCUGUCAGUGUUGCCAAGGACAUCAUUAAAAAAGGUGGUAUCAAAGGUUUCUAUAAGGGAUUCCUUCCCACCAUAUUGAGGGCAGCUCCUGCCAAUGGUGCCACAUUUGCUGCGUUUGAGGUCACCAUGAGAUUGAUCAACUAA